Aspergillus versicolor CBS 583.65 is the source of this 1592-nucleotide messenger RNA. RefSeq lists its product as uncharacterized. Gene Ontology annotation, molecular function: arylsulfatase activity. NCBI's taxonomy places the organism in Eukaryota, Fungi, Ascomycota, Eurotiomycetes, Eurotiales, Aspergillaceae. The transcript is spliced from 2 exons. The coding region runs from base 36 to 1421 and encodes 461 amino acids. The record is from RefSeq and is a predicted model, not a curated record.
CGGAAGUACUCCAGGAUGCUGGAUACCAUACCGUGAUGUCAGGAAAAUGGCACUUGGGGCUGCGCACAGAUCUGGCCCCUUGCUCACGGGGCUUCGCGAGGAACUUCUCUUUCCUUCCUGGUGCGGGCAAUCACUUCAACUACGAGCCACAGUUGGAUUCCGACGGCCCCCUGCUGCCAUUUAUAUGGACUGACGGGUUUUGGAUGGAAGGCGAGGAGCACAUCGACCGGAAAACGCAACUCCCUGCCGAUUUCUAUUCGACCACGUCCUUCACGGAUCGUCUGCUGGAUUAUCUGGCAGAGCACGAGUCCGACCCGACGUGCAGCGAGCAGCCCUUCUUCGCCUAUCUUCCAUUCACGGCUCCUCAUUGGCCGUUGCAAGCUCCCAAGGAAACAAGAGAGAAGUACAAGGGUCGCUAUGAUGAAGGCCCCACUGCCCUCAGGGAGAACCGACUGCGGCGCAUGGCUGAGCUCGGCAUUAUAUCCGCAGACGUGAAGCCCGCGCCCGUUGUCGGGCUCAAGGGGCGAGAAUGGGAGGACCUCGACGCCAGCGAGCGGGCGAUUUCGGCCCGCAAGAUGGAAACGUACGCGGCAAUGGUGGAUGAAAUCGACAAGGGCAUCGGCCGCAUUCUCGACCAUCUCCAAGCAAGCGGCAGGCUCGACAACACCAUGAUCCUGUUCAUGUCUGAUAAUGGCGCCGAGGGCAAGCUGCUUGAAGCCAUUCCAAUGAUGGGCAGUAGCACCAAUCUCGGCCAGAUUGUGAACAGGUUCUACAACAACAGUCUUGACAAUAUCGGGAACUUUGACUCCUUUACGUGGUACGGGCCUCGGUGGGCCUGUGCGGCCACGGCACCCAGCAGAGGGUUCAAGACAUGGAUCACGGAGGGGGGUAUUCGCUGCCCCUGUAUCGUUCGCUACCCGUCCUCCCUGAAAGCUCCGCCGGCGGCCAUCAGCAACGCAUUUACCACAGUCAUGGACAUCUUCCCCACGGUUCUGGACCUAGCAGGUGUCCCCCAUCCACCGUCCCAGUUCCGGGGCAGAGUGGUGGCGCCGAUUCGAGGUAAGUCAUGGCUAAGUCACCUGCGUUCUGAGGCCGUUGUCACGGACAAGGUCGGCGUCGGCCAGCAACCUACAAUAGUAUUGCCGGGCGAGAUCCACGACCCCAGCACAACGUUCACGGGUUGGGAGCUCUUUGGCUCUUGCGCCAUCCGGCGUGGGGAUUGGAAGGCUGCACACCAGCCACCACCGAGGGGCAAAGGUGAUUGGGAACUGUACAACGUGGGGAAAGACCCUGGAGAGCUGGAAGACCUGGCUGAGACUAAGCCGGAGAUCUUGAAGGGCUUGAUAACGGACUGGGAACAGUAUUAUGCAGAAACGGGCAUGUUUGACACCAAGACAGAGUUCAACGUCAUUAAGGGAUAGAGAAGUUGCCUCGUCAUGCUCGUCUUCGUUAUUAGUUGGCUGUCCUUUACAGUGCGAUUCCACAUCUAGAUACUAUGUUGAGGGUAUGACAGAAAUUUACAAGUAGAAUGUGAGCACCAGUGAUCCCUUGUAUCACAGGUAUAACAACAAGGGCAUAUACAUACUUCUUCC